Molecule: messenger RNA, 1437 nt
Organism: Exserohilum turcica Et28A
Lineage: Eukaryota; Fungi; Ascomycota; Dothideomycetes; Pleosporales; Pleosporaceae
Exons: 1
Coding region: 21-1376 (451 amino acids)
Source: RefSeq, a predicted model, not a curated record
CCGAGACAGACGCGACAUCCAUGAACGGCCUGAACAAUGUCUCCAUGUCUCAAGGGCUCGAGUCGAGGAGUAGCACCGAGGAUAUCCAGGAUGCACCAAAUACCUCAAUAGACCAGGACAUGGACGAGUGCAUAGAUCUCAUGUCCAAGCUGGAUCUUGCAAUUGAAGCUGACGGUCCACCUGUGCAUCUGGAAUCGGGCCUUCGGCUCAUACAUUCGCUGAGAUCGCGCAUGGCUGUGUCUAGACAGUCACGGCACAGCAAGCCGGUACCGACGCGCUACGGACGGCCGUGGCGCCCGCCAGCUAUGCGGCUCGAGGAGGCGGAUCGUGCGACAGUCGACUUGCUGUUCUGGCUUGGCGUCACGUUUGACACUUUGUCGGCAGCCAUGCACAAGCGGUCGCUAGUGGUAUCCGACGAAGAUAGUGACAUAGUGCUAAACGAAACCAUGCAGAUGAAUGGCCCGGGUUGCCCAGAAACGACGCCCGCUUUCAAGACGGAGAGCGACGGUCUUUGGGAUGGGUACUUGUUCGCCCGGCAACAGCAACAAGUAGAACAGGCACCCAUCAGGUGGCCGUGUUCAUUCGAGCAAGCAGCAACUACUCUCUGCGAGGCUGCUCCAGUCAAAGUACUGCUCUUCAGAAGAGUCUGCCGCAUCCAGACGCUUCUCACAAGAAGCGCACGAGGCACAAAGGUCGAAGAGGCUGUGCGUGCGGCGCUGGAUGUUUGCAAUCACUGGGACACGCUUUAUGCACCCUUUGUCAGAGACUGCAUCCAAUACCACGACCGUCUGCCUCCGCGUGUUCAGUCGUGGUAUGUUUGUGUCGCCGGUCAUUGGUACCUAGCCACGCUUCUUCUGGCAGACCUUAUGGAAGUUGUGGAUGAAUCCGAAAUGGGUCUGCAGCAUGCAACAGAACAGCGCAACUUGAGUGCCUUUAUUGCCAAGUUCCGCGAAAAUAACUGUCGGGCUCUGUCAGACCUGGCGGGCUGCGCAUGUCCUCGCCAGGACGCAUCGCUCCAGCAGUCUCACGCGUUCCAUUUUGCGAUGAACGAGGGGCCACUGCUGACGGACCCGUGGACUGCAGUAUUGAUUCGUGCUUUUGCCAAGGCAGGCGUGCUGCUGCUCGAGUCGGAAGCACUGCUGCCAUGUGACGUGGACCAGGAAGACGCGUUCCGACGAGCAGACGACUGUAUCAAGGCGUUGUGGUUUUUGGGCCGAAAGUCUGACAUGGCGCUUGCAGCAGCAAGAAUACUGGGAGACGCUUUGAAGCAGCGGCGGAAGAGUGCACAGGACCGCGUCAACGACAUGAGCUUUUUCCUUGAAAGUCAGCUAUGGCAUGAUCUGGACGGGGCGUUCGCUGUGGAUUGUGAAUUGUAACUUCUGACGGUGUUUUAUUAGCGUGUUACCUUGUACCAUUUGUACAGAAAAUGAGAAUGAC